AUGUCUUCGUCUGACGGUACCGGUGUUCACAAGGACUUGGAUCAUGCUCGGGACAUCCGUGUGGAAGGGCAGAUCACCAUGCAUGCCACCAUGGACGAGCAGGAGGACUCAAAAGAGGACCUGGCAUGGAGCCGCAUUCGCUACGCGUUGCGGGAGCCGUUUGCCGAGUUCUUUGGCACCUUUAUCAUCCUGAUGUUCGGCGACGGCUCUGUGGCACAGGUCGUUCUCAGUGACGGCGCGAAGGGCUCAUAUCAGAGCAUUACUUGGGGAUGGGGCCUCGGCGUCAUGCUAGGUGUCUACACAGGCGGCAUUUCCGGGGCGCAUCUCAACCCGGCGGUGACGUUUGCCAACUGCGUGUUCCGCAAGUUCCCCUGGCGCAAGUUUCCCGUGUAUGCGCUGGCACAGCUGCUGGGCGCAAUGACGGCAUCGGCCAUCGUAUACGGCAACUACCGGUCGGCCAUUGAUGUGUUCGAGGGCGGCAAGGGCAUCCGGACGGUCGGGCUGAGCACGUCGACGGCCGGCAUCUUCUGCACGUAUCCGGCCGACUUCAUGACUAAGACGGGCAUGUUCUUCUCCGAGGUCAUUGCCAGCAGCCUGCUCAUGUUCCUCAUCUUUGCCAUUGGCGACAACAACAACAUCGGUGCCGGCAACCUCGCGCCGUUGUGUCUCUUCUUCAUCAUCUUCGGUAUCGGUGCCUGCUUCGGCUGGGAGACUGGCUAUGCCAUCAACCUGGCCCGUGAUUUUGGCCCCCGUCUGGUCUCGUACAUGAUAGGUUACGGCCACGAGGUCUGGUCUGCCGGCGGCUACUACUUUUGGAUUCCUAUGGUUGCUCCCUUCAUCGGCACAACUCUGGGCGGCUUCCUCUACGAUGUGUUCCUGUACACGGGCGAUAGCCCAAUCAACACGCCGUGGAUGGGCCUGAAGCGUUUUCUCAAGCCGACUCGGGCCGUAUGGUCCAACACGGCCGUCGAUAAGGUCUGA
Grosmannia clavigera kw1407 is the source of this 981-nucleotide messenger RNA. RefSeq lists its product as uncharacterized. Gene Ontology annotation, biological process: water transport; glycerol transmembrane transport. Lineage: Eukaryota; Fungi; Ascomycota; Sordariomycetes; Ophiostomatales; Ophiostomataceae. Gene Ontology annotation, molecular function: glycerol channel activity; water channel activity. Gene Ontology annotation, cellular component: plasma membrane. The record is from RefSeq and is a predicted model, not a curated record. Bases 1 to 981 code for a protein of 326 amino acids. The transcript has 3 exons.